Messenger RNA from Lottia gigantea (owl limpet), 981 nucleotides. RefSeq lists its product as hypothetical. The transcript has 5 exons. Lineage: Eukaryota; Metazoa; Mollusca; Gastropoda; Lottiidae. The record is from RefSeq and is a predicted model, not a curated record. Gene Ontology annotation, cellular component: nucleoplasm. Gene Ontology annotation, biological process: regulation of non-canonical NF-kappaB signal transduction. The coding region runs from base 49 to 501 and encodes 150 amino acids.
GAUUUGAAGAAAAACAGAAACUGGUUCUUGACAUUCAGGUAAGUGAAAAUGGAGAGAGAAUUAUGGGCAAAAAAUACACUAGAACGUUCAGCAACACUAGGUCAUGAUGUUUAUUAUAGAGCUAGGAGCCAACGUGUUGACUGGCCAGAACCAGUAACAAAACAAAAGAAAACGAAGAGUGCUGUUCGCUACUCAACAAUAGAUGAUGCCUUUUCUUCAAUUGAAAAUAUGUUAUCCACAGCAACUCAUUCUUGCCAGAAAUACUAUAAUGGUUGUUUAAGUUUGUCAACAGAAGAUCUAAGACACUGUAGCAGAUAUCAUAAUCCAAGAACUUUACAGAAAAUAAGAAAAAACAGCAGUAAUACAACUGAAGAUGUUCAUAUGAUGUUACCUCCAGGAUCUUAUUCUGUAUCAGCUAGAUCUAAUAUUGAUGGCAGUCAACAAUCUCAUAUAGUGCAUGUACGUGAAGGACAAACUGUGGAUCUUAACUUUGUUUUAUAGACUGUUAUUUACCAGUUUCUCUUUUUUCAGGUUUCUUUAUGUUUUAGCUUAUAAGUUGUAAACUUCUUUUAACUAAUAUGUGGGUCUUAUAGAAAGGAAAACUCUAUGAUAGAAAAUGAACAAUACAAAAUAUAUUAAGAUACAUUGAAAAACUUGUGACAGAUACAUUAAUAAGUAAAAUAGCAUUGAAAGAUGUAUAAGUAAAAAUAUGUUGAACACCAUAGCAAUCAUCAGUUGCCUAUGGUUGCAAAUAAAUAUAGUGGUCAUGAAAUACAAACACAAAUUAGAUGUAUUAGAGUUACAUUCGAAACUCAUGACCACCAUUUUUUAUUCUGGUGAACCCUAGGGUGUGAGAGCACCUUAAAUAAGAAAGAAAUUUCUAUUUCUAGUCUGAGGUAUGUUGCUUUGUUUUAUUUGUUUUUAUUGUGGAAUGCUUUGUCUUAUUUUUACUAUUGUGCAAUAAACUGAACCUAUAUUGUU